Messenger RNA from Drosophila hydei, 699 nucleotides. RefSeq lists its product as uncharacterized. The transcript has 2 exons. The coding region runs from base 364 to 696 and encodes 110 amino acids. The record is from RefSeq and is a predicted model, not a curated record. NCBI's taxonomy places the organism in Eukaryota, Metazoa, Arthropoda, Insecta, Diptera, Drosophilidae.
GUGCAGCAAUAGAAAAUUACAAAUGCAACAACUGCAACAAAUUCAAAUAUUGCAAAAUGCCAGGCUAAUUUGUUGCUGGCAUCGGUGAAGUUGCUCGGUUUCAGGCUGCAGCCCACAAAACAAAACAAAAUACAAAUUACAAAAAGAAAAAAGUAAAGAAAAGUCAACAACAACAACGACAACAACAAAUUAUAUAUAAGAAGCAGCAGCAGCAGCAGCAAAUAUCUAAAGUGUGCAUUCAAAUUCCAAAUCGUGCCUAAUCGUGCAGCAACUGCAACGUCUCGUGAUGCGACUGCAACAACAACAACAACAACAACAACAAAAACGGAAGUGCAAGUGACGUAAUUUAUUGAAUGCGCCUAAAUGUCUUCCGGAAUUAAUUGUCGUGAAAUUUUCGUAUUUUUGGAAAUUUUGAUUUGGAAUCAAACAAAACAGAGAAAUCGACAAAACAAUGAGCAUAACAACAACAGCAGCAGCAGCAACAACAGCAACAACAGCAACAGCAGCAAGCAACAACAUAAAAAUCACAGCAAACGCAGCAGCAGCAGCAACAGCAACAAAGUCGCAGUGAAAGUGCUAAAAAAUCAACAACAACAACAACAACAACAAAAGCCCAAAACUUCAAAGAGCAACAACAACAACAACAAUAUCAAAUUUGCCAGCCAUCAAAAUUUGCAUGUGCUGCAAAAGGGCUGAAAA